Molecule: messenger RNA, 2646 nt
Organism: Jatropha curcas
Lineage: Eukaryota; Viridiplantae; Streptophyta; Magnoliopsida; Malpighiales; Euphorbiaceae
Product: S-adenosyl-L-methionine-dependent methyltransferases superfamily protein
Cellular component (GO): cytoplasm; trans-Golgi network; endosome
Molecular function (GO): methyltransferase activity
Source: RefSeq, a predicted model, not a curated record
GGAUCACCAACGUAACUACCGCCCGCCACCGACAUCACUACCUCAACCAGACGUAUCUUCUUCACUGUCACUCACUAUCUUCAGCUCACCAUUUCAGCUUUUCCCAUUAUGAAAAAAUGAAACUAAUACCCUUUACAAUUUAACCACCAAGAAUAAUAUCAAUAAUAAUUUAAUCUCAUAAGUCAAACACCAUAAUCAUAGAUCCAAGAUCUUUCCUUUAUCUGCUAAAUUCUCAUUAACCGCCAUGAAACCUCCCUCUAAUGUUGAUUUCUUCAAAACCCCACUGGUCCUCAAGGUCACAGCUUUUUUUCUACUCUCAAUCACUUUCUUUUAUCUGGGUAAGCACUGGUCCUCUAAUGGCUAUCAGCAACUCAUUUUCUUUUCCACCCCACAGGAAUCUGUUGCCAUGUCACCUAACUUGGACAAGUUCUUUAACAUCACAGCUCUUAUUGCUCAAAACCAAUCCGAAUCCCAAUCCCAACCUGAUAACACCCUAACCCUAGCUCCUCCUCCUGCAAUUGUUGAAUCUUCGCCGUCUGAUUCGAAUCAGACGUUUGGGAUUAUUGACAGUAAUGGGAGAAUGAGUGAUGAUUUUGAGGUCGGUGAGUUUGAUCCAGAGAUUGUGGAGAGUUGGGGAAAUGAGACUUUGGUUGAGAGUGGAGACAAGGAUCUUAGGGUUGCGGUCAAAAGAUUUGAUCUUUGUCCAGAUAGUAGGAGAGAGUAUAUUCCGUGUUUGGAUAAUGUGGAGGCGAUUAGGAUGUUGAAUUCAACGGAGAAAGGGGAAAGGUUUGAGCGGCAUUGUCCUGAGAAGGGAAAAGGGUUGAAUUGCUUGGUUCCGCCCCCGAAAGCAUACCGGCAGCCUAUUCCUUGGCCAAGGAGUCGUGAUGAGGUAUGGUAUAGCAAUGUUCCUCACACACGUUUAGUUGAAGACAAAGGAGGUCAAAACUGGAUUUCCAAAGUUAAAGACAAGUUUAGGUUUCCUGGUGGUGGAACGCAGUUCAUACAUGGUGCAGAUCAGUACUUAGAUCAGAUCGCCAAGAUGGUUCCUGAUAUUGCAUUUGGUAGUAAUACACGAGUGGUUUUGGACAUUGGAUGUGGUGUGGCCAGUUUUGGUGCCUAUUUGAUGUCAAGGAAUGUAUUAACUAUGUCAAUAGCUCCCAAGGAUGUUCACGAGAACCAAAUUCAGUUUGCUCUUGAGCGUGGUGUACCUGCAAUGGUGGCAGCAUUUGCUACUCACCGUUUGUUAUAUCCAAGUCAAGCCUUUGAAAUAAUACACUGUUCAAGAUGUAGAAUCAAUUGGACUCGAGAUGAUGGAAUCUUGCUCCUUGAGGUCAAUAGGAUGCUUCGGGCUGGAGGAUACUUUGCUUGGGCAGCACAGCCAGUUUAUAAGCAUGAGCAAAUUCUAGAGGAACAGUGGGAAGAGAUGCUUAACCUUACCACUCGUCUUUGCUGGACACUUGUUAAGAAGGAGGGAUAUAUUGCAAUAUGGCAGAAACCUCUUAACAACAGCUGCUACCUAAACCGUGAACCAGGGACAAAUCCUCCAUUGUGUGAUCCAGAUGAUGACCCUGAUAAUGUUUGGAAUGUUGAUCUAAAGGCAUGCAUUAAUCGACUUCCAGAAAAUGGAUAUGGAGCAAAUGUUACAAAAUGGCCUGCCCGUUUGUAUACUGCACCUGAUAGGCUCCAAAGCAUACAAAUGGAUGCUUACAUAUCCAGAAAGGAGCUAUUCAAGGCAGAAUCAAAGUAUUGGUCAGAAACAAUAGCUGGAUAUGCACGUGCUUGGCACUGGAAGAAGUUUAAAUUAAGAAAUGUAUUGGACAUGAGAGCUGGCUUUGGAGGAUUUGCAGCUGCGUUAAUUGAUCAAGCAUUUGAUUGCUGGGUUCUAAAUGUCGUACCUGUCAGUGGUCCUAACACCUUGCCUGUGAUAUAUGAUCGUGGACUUCUAGGAGUUAUGCAUGAUUGGUGUGAGCCCUUCGAUACAUAUCCUAGAACCUAUGACUUGGUGCAUGCAGCUGGCCUUUUUUCUGUUGAAAAGAAAAGAUGUAAUAUCUCUAGCAUCAUGCUUGAAAUGGAUCGCAUACUUAGACCUGGUGGUCGGGCAUACAUUCGCGAUUCCCUCGAUGUAAUGGAUGAAGUUCAAGCGACAGCAAAGGCCAUGGGUUGGGCUUGUCAAUUGCAUGAUACAUCCGAGGGUCCACAUGCAAGUUACAGGAUCUUGAGGUGCGACAAAAGACUCUUGCGUCCUUGAACAAAUGGGAGUUAAAAAAUUGGCUUAUGUUUUACUCAAGUUAACUGCAAAGAUCAGAUCAACCAGACAAUUGGAUGGCGAUAUUUAGUAGCAUUCAUUUCCAGAUGGAAGAAUUGUUUACAUUCUCUAGUCUUUAUAUCAUUGGAUUAAAGUUCUUCACUGUUCCAUCUUUUCUAUUGGGGACUUGCUGUGUGGUGGAUGUGGAUGCUGAUAUGAAGAAUAUGGGCAGCUGAGACGGAGUAUGAAAGGGGAUCUUCUGUACUUGAGCUGUAUAAAUUGUAAAACACAGAUUUGCUUAAGCAUUUGUUAUGUUUAUUCUUUACUAAACAGGGUAACGCCAUAAUUUCAAUGUACACAUUUGCUUUGCUUAUUUUAGUCUUGUUUUUUCAUUUUUUUCA